Molecule: messenger RNA, 1758 nt
Organism: Dendronephthya gigantea
Lineage: Eukaryota; Metazoa; Cnidaria; Anthozoa; Malacalcyonacea; Nephtheidae
Exons: 10
Coding region: 25-1743 (572 amino acids)
Biological process (GO): proteolysis
Molecular function (GO): metalloendopeptidase activity; zinc ion binding
Source: RefSeq, a predicted model, not a curated record
UGAUCGACUUAACACAAGAAAAUCAUGAUUCCAUUAAAAUAUUUCGCUUUUGCGCGAGUCUUGUUCGCUUGCAUCUUCACGGAGCAGGUGUUAUCCAAGGAAUCAAAAUGGAAGAAAACAGGAAAGUUUCAUGCACUUUCUUCAAAAAUAGAUUUUGAUCAUGAUUACAAAUCACUGGGUUGCUGGAAAGCCGAAGCGAACGUAAAAUAUUUUGAAGAUUUGGAAGGUUUACAUGAUGAGCUGGACGGACUGUAUUGGCAGAGGUUAAAUACGAUCAAGAAAUGUGCAGCAGUUACGAAGAACAAAGGUUUCAAGAUAUUUGCGUUGAUCAACAGAGGAGAAUGUUUUGCAAGCAAACAUAAGGAUCAUGUUUAUAGGAGGUUUGGUAGAUCAAGCAAGUGUAGCAAUGGCGAGGGUGGAGUUGGUGCAAUGAAUGUUUAUAAACUCACAGGAGAAUCGUUUUCAGACAGCGAGGAUUUUGAAGAUGAUAUUAUUUUAACAAAAGCUCAAAAGGCUUUGAUUGAUAACCCAGAUGGACCAUUAUACCACGAUGGAGUCGACCUUGAGACUUCCGCUGCUAUGGUACUAUGGCCUGAGAACACGGUGCCAUAUUAUGUUCCUCCUGAAUUAGCUAAAACGAAAGUUGCUCAACGGUUUUUGGCGGGAAUCAAACAGUGGCAACAGAUGACUUGUGUCAAAUUUGUUCCGCGAGGAAAUCACAGAGACUGGGUACAAAUCUUUCGUGAACGAAAUCCUUUGAGCAGAAGAUGCGCCUCAGCUAUUGGUCGAAUUGGUCGCUAUCAACCAAUCCGAGUGGGUGAUUUAUGUCCUGCUGGAAGUCUUAUCCAUGAGUGGGGCCAUGCACUAGGACUAUGGCACGAACAAUCUCGCGAGGAUCGUGAUGGCUUUGUGAAGGUUAACUGGGAUAAUAUCCUGCCAGGUAAAAAGGACCAGUUCAAGAAAUAUCGUCAUUUCUCCGCCAACACAUUGUCAAUAAAAUACGACUAUAUGAGCAUCAUGCACUAUGGAAAAGAUUACUUCGCAAAGCUGACUGAGGAUCAAAUGGGAUAUCUGACUACUUUGGAGGCUUUGAAUGACAAAUAUAGGGAUAAAAUAGGGCAACGUAAGCACGUGACGUCAGCUGACGCAGCGAAAGUGAAUGUCUUGUAUGGAUGUGCAGAUUUUCCUUACAUGUGGCGUAGCAAAGAUUGGUCAGAAUGUUCAUCUGAUUGUGGUUCAGGAACAAAACAUCGUGAAUUAUUCUGCGCUAAAUCAGAUCUUGUAAAAGUUCAGCCAAAAUAUUGUUCUAAGUCUACUAAACCGUUAAAAAAACUGGCGUGUUAUGGACGCAAAUGUUCCACUUGUCCCUCAGGUUGGUUUAAACUUGGCAAAGCAUGCUAUAAAGCUCACAAUAAACUUGUUUCGUGGUUUGAAGCAAGGAAAACGUGUCUCCAGAAAGGCUCAGAUCUACUCACGUUAAAAACAAAACCGGAAGAAGCCAGUAUUCGAAGCUAUCUUAAAUCAAAGAACAUACAUCUUGUCUAUUAUUGGUUAGGUGCCUAUUACCAUGCUGCUGAUGGUGACUUUUAUUGGGUGGAUGACAGUCGUAUGAAAUAUAAUGAUUGGAAGACAGGGGAACCACGUUGGAAUGUGAAUUGUGCUCUAAUGAUCCAUCGUGAACAAUGGGGAACCGAUGUUUGUACUGUAGGAAGACGAUUUAUUUGUAAAAAAGAAAUUGUUUAAAUUUUUAUAAUAGAA